AAUGGAGACAAGGGAUAAAUCUGGGGGACAGCGCUUGCUUGUGACAGAUGCCUUGCUUCAAUCUUUCAUUAAUUGCGCCUCAGCCUCUUCCAUCUUCUGCACCUAGGGAUCCAUGAAUCCAUCACUUCUUCCGGUCUUCUCCUCGAAUCCUCUGUGACGGGCCCCUGCUGGACACCAAUUGCGACCCGUCCGGCUGAUGAGUUGCGCUCAACCUUGCCUUGACUGCGAUUUGGUUUCUCCCAACCCAGCCUGAUGCCGCCUGCAAACUCGCCCUCUGACACUCGCCCCUCGACUCCUCCUCCCAAUCCCUACUUGCGACAACUCGAAGAAGCCAUUGCCACUCCUGUGCCGGACCUUGCAUCCACCUUGAAUCUCAACUCGACCGAUCCAAAUUCACAGAACGACCAAUGGGCAGAUCGCCCACCUGUUCAGGCAAACGAGGCCGACGGUUUUGUCACACAACGAGCUGGCCCUGUCCUGGUCGAUCUCACAGGAGCAGAAUUUCAAGAGUGGGCUACUGAGAGUCAGGUGCCGGCUACGAUACCGACUCAAAGGGAUGAAGUGGCAGGCGUGGAACGAGAUAACAACCGCCCAAGUGUUGUCUCGACUUCCGAUCCCAUCAUGGAUGUUUUUAUAUCUGCCCGGGACCGUCUAAUUCUCUCGGGCGCCAUGCCACCGUUACCCCACUCCUCCGACGAUAGCGAUGCAGAUAUGGAACCUCUGAGGAUGGCGACGGCUCGUAGCUCCAGCGCUGGUACAAGGGGCUACUCUCUGCACCUCCACGACGAUGUUCUGGUGCACCAGGGACCAAGUCGUGGUACCCAAAGGCUUCCCAGGAGCUCCGACAUGGGAGCGGUGCCCACAGCUAGUGCCCUUCGAGCCCUCUGGGGAGAAGACGUAGAUGAUGAGUUGACUGUCACAUUACCUCCGCUCUCGGGCUAUUUUCCGGGCAAUCGAAGAGAGCCUUCGCAAAACAGCCGGGAGCCUACUGGACCUCGAUCUGGGGCGUCAAUCAGUCCGAAACGAUCCGAUGCAUUCAAGCGGGUGAGGAAGCUGAUUCGCUAUCUCUCCCAGUUGAGGCAUACUGGCAUAGAAGGUGGUCUCGAGGCAGCCAGAGAACUCGGGCUCGACUCCUUGUAUGCGUCGGACGACUCCAAUACCCCCAGUGACCUUCCCAUGCACAUUAACAGUCUUCCUGUCCCGCAGUACAGUUCUUGGUUACAAGUCGGAAUGGUUUGGCAUGGCCUGCAGUCUACUGACCGCGAACCGGUCCGCAGCGCUCCUGUCUCGGCUGCAAAUCUUCGGCGCGAAAGGCAGCGCCAGCUGAUCCGCAGAACCAUAGCUCGACAGAGGGAAAUGUCUCGCGGCCAUACCUUCAACAACGAGGUUGCGGAGUCUAACACUCAGGCUCUGCAGACUGCAGAGAGUUACCUCUCCGACCUGAUUCUGCAGGACAGCAAUGGCCGAUGGGGUUCACCUCAACGUUCGACCACGUCGCUGUCUUCCCAUCCUACGCAGUCCCCUUCUCAAUCUACGGAGCCAGAUCACUGGCCGGUGAAGGUGACCAUUCAUUCCGUCGACUGGGAAGCCAUGACGGUGACUGGGACAAUGUCCGCCAGCCAGAUGCCUGAAAAGCUCUCUUCUUGGCACCAAUCUGGUGUCCCACAGCCAGGCGCAACUAUUGGCACAACAACCAGCAUGUCCAGUUUCUUCGUGGGAGAGAUUAUCGAUUUCCGAAGGCAGCCUUUGGAGACGGAGAAAUUGGGCCGUGACUACGAAGUAGGUGGCCUUGAUGUGGAUGCGCGGUACUGGGAACGUCUGGGGCCUUUCAGAAAAGAGAUUGACCGAAUCCGCCAUCUGCGGGGGAAGCAAAGAAGCGAGUAUCAACAAAGCAGCGCCCUUUGGGACGCGUUCCGGAAAGCGGCUGGUGGGGAAGGCGAGCACAAGGAUGCGCCCGGUCCCUCAGACGCACCCUCGCCUUCGACGGACGAUACUACCGUCGACGACUCGCCCAACAACGUUUCCAAGUCUCCCGAAGACAAGGAAGCGGAGGACGACGAGAUCAUGGCUCGCAGCCUGGGGAGUGCCAAGUGGAUUGAAGAAAAGCUGGGGAAGGAGUGGAUUCUCAUGCGCUGGAAGGAAAGAUGUUUUGUGACACCUCCAGGGGGCGCUACAAAUGCAAGCUCUACGAGGACCAUCUUCACCACGGCUCCCUCAACGACCGGGCGAUCGGCCGGGCGUGGACCUGGUGGAAUCGGCAGUGGAUCUACAUCGUGGGGACUGACCAUUGCGGGCUUUUACUAUAUUGCCCUCAACCGUCUGACGGGGGAGAUUGACGGGCUGUACUACGACCCUGGCUCUCAACCCUACCAGACCAUCAAGAUGCUACCAGAGGGCACCACGGUGGCGCAACCCCAGCCUUGUGGCUGCGGGGAGGAGGACUGUAAAGAGCCAGUCGGGGUCAAGAAAUGGUUUCCGGCAGUCGAGUUCCGGUGAAUGGAGUUUGGCUAUAGGUUACGACGGAACAGAUGAACCAGGCCAGGAAUUUGGAUUGGGUUUGGUCUGCAAAGGGAAGCAUAUGCACGUUCAGCCUAUAUGAAUUUGAUUUUCUCUCUUGAUACAAAGGAAAGGCUGAGGUCCAAGCACCAAAGGUUCAAGCGAACGCGGGAGUCUGGCUAAUUAAUAGGAUGACGUGCUCGACGCCUGAAGCGCCGCUCAGCUCACCAGCCGCACAUCCAGCAUCGGAUCGAGUCUAGUGGCAUCGUUGCUUUUUUAUUAGGUGCUGGUAUCUCGUAAUUGCUGAGCAGUUGCUGUGCAUGUCAAGUCAAGCUUC
Molecule: messenger RNA, 2833 nt
Organism: Cladophialophora immunda
Lineage: Eukaryota; Fungi; Ascomycota; Eurotiomycetes; Chaetothyriales; Herpotrichiellaceae
Exons: 2
Coding region: 253-2496 (747 amino acids)
Biological process (GO): proteasome-mediated ubiquitin-dependent protein catabolic process; protein targeting to vacuole; protein catabolic process in the vacuole
Cellular component (GO): extrinsic component of membrane; GID complex
Source: RefSeq, a predicted model, not a curated record